AUGACGGAGGUGACGUCUUGUUGUUUCUCAACGACCUCGAAGAAGGUCUGGAAGGAGACCCACCCCGUGAACCCUACCUCCCGCAAAUCAUCCCGACCUCGCGUCCCUCCCGUGCGCCGCCAGGCCGCCCUCACUUCCGAGCGCGCUACCACCAGCCUCCUCCCCACCACGCCACCAACCGGCCUCCUUCCAGCGUGCCUCCGGCCAGCCUCUCCCCGAGCGCGUCGCUGCCUGGCCUCCUCCCCGAGCGCGCCGCUGACGGGCCUCCUCCCCGAGCGCGCCGCCUCCGGGCCUCCUUCCCACCACGCCGCCGCCCGGCCUCCUCCCCACAGCGCCGCCGCCCUACCUCCUCCCCACCGCGCUGCCGCCCGGCCUCCUCCAAGCGCGCCUACAGGCGGCCUCUCCCCCACCGCGCCGCCGCCAGGCCUUCUCCCAACCACGCCACGCUGGCUGGCUUCUCCCCGAGCGUGCCGCCUCCCGGCCUUCUCCCCAUCGCCGGCAGCUUCUUCGUGCUUCUUCGGCCACCUCCCUUCCUCCAACCUCCCGCAUCUCGCACUGCCCACAGAACAAUGCCAUCUCGCGGUGGGGAUCCGCCGCCGGAGCGCCCUGUCCAUUCACAGCCACCACUCCAGGCCGUUCAACUCCACCACCCGAACCGAUUCACCACCUCCUUCCGCUGCCCCUCCUAUGUUUGUUGGUGUAGCCAGCGGCGCUCUGCCCCUCUUUUGCUUACCCUGUCCAUCUCCGCAACUCCUCGCAGUAUUCGGCUGGAUCAUGCUGGAGAUUCCUCACAAACUGCCUGUGUUUGUAAAUUGUGAUUUGUUGUGGUCAGGGCAUGACGAGGAUACUACUGACAUUGAUCCCACACUUCCGGGAGGUUGUUCUGACGGCCUUCGAGUGACUACAUAGCAGUGAAAGGGACGGUGGCAUGAAGCAGUUGAGUAGGUGUGCGUGGUGAGCAGCUACUGAACUUAUUCAGACACUACAAAAUGUAGUCCCACACAGCCUCUCAACACCACUUCUUGAACCUGCUUGAACCUUCAUGGCCCAGGCCGUUCACUGCCUCCACACAAGGCCGUUCGAUGACGCAACGCUCAAGCCGAUCACCCUUGCCAGCACCCUAGACUCCCAUGAAAUAUCUAGUCAAAAAAAGGUUGAUCGUAAGUGCAAGUACACUACACACGCUGAGCUGCAACGGGACACGGUGACAUCACUUCUUUUGGGUUGUUUUCUGUAUGAAUCUGCAUUUUUGUUAUUAAAUUCAGUACAACAGAACACAUGAAUCUCCAGCGGGUACCAAAUUACUGAUUCCUUAAAACAAUUAAUAGAUUGCACCAUUGGUUGGUCUACUUGUGUAAAUCUGUCAGUUCAUGACAAGUAACUUCUGAUGCUAGAAAUGCAGGAUGUUUGUGUGAAUCUUGCUUGUUUCAGAGAGAAAAAGAGUUGGUACUUGCAUCACAUGGUGUACUGAACAAACAUACGCAUUCACAUAAACAUGCUAACAACUCCUCUUGCUAUACUCAUGCUUGUACUUGUUUAUUUUUCUUGUUUGGGAAAUGAUUUCCUAUCCUCAUAACAGCUUUUCUCAAAUUUCAUUUAAUUUAGUUUCAAAUUAAACCAGAGCUAAUGCAUAAAUGUCAUUGGGUGAGGUUGCUAGGAAGAUUUGCAGUAGAGAAUGCUUUGUUGGAAAAGCUUCUAUUGGUAUUAUUAACAACAAAACUCUCGGUGGACAUAGACCGUAAAUCUUGAGACUAUUUUCACCAUUUUUUGCCCUUUGGUGUUUGGAAAUUCUAAGUUUUGUUGAUUUCAACUUGAUGAAUAUAAAGAUAUAUGCCAUGAGUUUUAGAUUAUAUCUCUGCUGUUGUAAUUGCUUGUUGGUGUUUAUUAGUAGAUAUACAUGUAUGAGUUCACUCCUGACUAUUGUAAUAAAGUUUUUUAGGAUUUGGAAGUAUCUAGUCUGGAUUGGCAGUGUAAAAACCAUAUAUAAAAUGUCGUGUUGCAUGCUAGCAGAAAUCUGAAAAUAAACUCAGCAUAGUUCCUAUAUUUUAUUCAAGUUCAAAGCUAAACAUUUCUAACAGCUUAUCGCUCCUUGCAGGAUACACACUAUUCAUUGCAUUUGUCAUCGAGCGAUUGCACCACUCUCUUCAGAAGCUCAUCACCCCGAGGAAAUCAGCCAACACCUCCCAGAGAGGAGCUUGUAAUUUUCGAAAUGGAGUUCAAACGUGAAUUUGAGAAAAUGAUUCCUCGGCUAAGUUCGAAAAAUGUCAUUCUGUGAAGUUCGCCUAUUCAGCCAUGGACUAGUCAAUGGUAGAGUAGCAAUUUUGUUUCUUUUGUACAUACAUGAAUUGAAUGUAAUCAACGAAAAGAAACAUAUGUUGAUUCUCCAAGUUAGAGUUCAUUUUUAUUUUCUUA
Triticum aestivum (bread wheat) is the source of this 2412-nucleotide messenger RNA. Its product is annotated as proline-rich protein 36. The record is from RefSeq and is a predicted model, not a curated record. The transcript has 5 exons. The coding region runs from base 1 to 909 and encodes 302 amino acids. Lineage: Eukaryota; Viridiplantae; Streptophyta; Magnoliopsida; Poales; Poaceae.